AGUGAGGAUCUAUGUUUAAAAAUAAACCUCAUUUGGUCAUAUUCCAUGGGAGUAUCUUGGUCAGCCUAUGAAAUUUUCAUCCGACAAUCAUACUUUACAGAUUGAUCAUAACAACAGUAUGUGUAUAUGUGUGUGUUUGUGUGUAAAUAGAUAGUUACUCAAACUGGUAGACAGAUAAAUAGAUAAAUUAUAAUGUGAAUGGAUUUUCAAAGAAUAGCAAAGGAAACAGCAUCAUUUGUAUUUGAUGCAAAAAUAUUUGUCACAUAAGUGAAGAUGGUUCUUAUUCAAAAGAAAACUGGGUUGUAGGACUUAUCUCAGUUGAAGCUUAUUGAAUACAUUAUAUUAUAUAUUUAUUUAAAAAAAAAAGAAUUUAUACUUAGUAUAUUAAAUACUAGAGUGUAACCCAUACUUUGAAAAUAUACUUUUACAACCAUGGCUGAUAUUUGGAAAUAUGGCAUACAAACAAUAAUUAAACUUUUAUCAAAUUUCUUGUUGCAUAUGCAAAAUUAUGAAUACUAAUUCUCAAGAGAAAAAUAUUUAUUAUUAUUUACUCUCCCUCCUUUUCUUGUUCCAAUGAUUAUUUCAUUCUCACUGUGUGGCUUUCAUUUACUCAUUGCCUGCCACCAAGUCAAAUAUUUCCACCUAUCCUGCACUUAUGUUAACUCUACGUCCCCCUCUCUCUCUCUCUUCCUUUUCCUCUCCCUUUCUUUACGAGAUUGCCUAUAUUUCUUACUUGAGCAUAGAGUUCGAAGAGAAUGAGAUUUCGUGAAGUUCGUACCUCAAGUUUUAUCAGGGAAAUGAAAUGAUCACACUUCAACUUCAAAUCAAAACCUGAAUGCAGACUCCGCAGUUCGUUAGGAGUUAAGACUAAUAAUAAUAAUUAAUUAGUCAUAAGAAAAUGGCGGUAUUGUUAACAACAUGACAAUGUUUACUAGGGAAGAAACCGACCUUACUACUACAGUAGAUAUUACUGUAUCUUUAGCGAGAUAUGCUACAUCAAUGCUUGGCAACCCAGACUGCAUCAAGUGUAUAGUUUGCGACAGCAAGCAUGUUUUUGCUCGAGACAUUGCUGUUGUUCUCCAGAAUAUUGACACUAAGCAUCCUAUAACACAAGUAAUUUCUGGUUGCUGUGAAGAGUACCAUGGAAAAUUUGGAUGUGGGACUAAAAGUCUUUUAUAUUUUAUUGGUCAGUGGAUGCAAAUAGGCACAGAACUAUUACGUCAGGGCAUCUCAAUAUACUUAAUCACAUCAGCAUUAAGGAGCACCAUAGAAAACUGUAUUCAAUAUGUAGAUACCUUGACAUAUUCUGUCGACAAGUUUUUGGAACCAUCAAGCCACAAAACUCCAUUUGUUAGAAGUUCACAAAUUGACCAGCCUGAAAAUUCAUCCAGCCUUCCAAAUGUACUUCAGCCAACUACUAAUUUUUCAGUUCUAUCUCUGACUGAGCAUACAUCUGAUGUCAGCUGGUUUUUUCAAGAUACAGCUACAAAGUCUGUCCUAGAGAGUUUGGAAGAGCCUACAGAAUUGAACAACUCAGAUCCUGAAUUUCAUGAACAUUUGAAUAAAAUAAAUUUAGAGAACAACAUUAUAAAUUCUGAUAAACCCGAGAAGAAAGUAUUUUCUCCUAAUGAUGAUGAUGAUGAUGAUUUUUCCCAUUGCUUUGAUCAAAUUUCAUCUUUUAGAGAUGUAACCAAACAUAGCAUUAAAGAAACACAAUUCUUUACAAAGCAUUCAUCUGUAUAUUCACCAAUUCCAUCAAACAGUAAUAACUGUUCAACUAGUCAUACUACCACAGCAAGUUCUGCUAGAGAAAAUUGGUUAGAAAACUAUGUAGAGGACUAUAUAAAAUCCAAGCUUCAAAAAUCUAGAAUUCCUGAGUCAUUUCCUCAUCUUAGGUUCAGUCAACACCUUAAUCCCUUAAGCAGUAGCAAAAUCUGUUCUGUAAAUUAUGAUUCUGCUACUAAUGCAGUCAAUACUAAAUUGUGUGAUGAAUUUAAGGAAAUAUUAAUUUUAGAUGAAAGUGAAAAAAAUUCCUCUCCUUCAAGACUUGAAAAUUUUCAUGAUAUUAACUUCACUGAUAUUUGGCAAAAAGUUAAAGGUUUGGUUCAAGCAUUUUGCCAUGGGGCACAUACAGAAAUUGAAGAUUUUGUGAUAGAGGCACUAAAAUAUCAGAACAAACAUUUAUCUUACCAAGAAAAAAACAUUCGACUUGAUGUGAAAAGACUUCAUACUUGCUGUAUUCAAGGUCCUACCAUCAAGCAAUCUGAAUUUGUUCCAGGGAUAGUUUUACCUUUGCAGCAAGAAACAUUUUGUAUUGAGCAAGAUAAAACAUACACUGUACUUCUUCUUAAUGGAGAUGUUAGCUACAACAACCAUCAUGUUGGUUACAAGAAGCUUGCAGAAGUCAAAGAAGAAUGUUUGUAUGAAGAGUUCAUCUCUAAAGCAGCAUCCAAGAAAGACAGAUGGCUGGAACAAGUGCAGUGGCUCAUCAAGAAAUUGGAUAUAACCAUUUUGAUUGCCCGAGGUAAAGUUGAUGAAGAACUAAAAGCAAUGCUGGAUGGAGACCACAUUUUGGUUUUUGACAAUGUUGCACAUACUACAAUGAGAACACUAGCUUAUAAUACAGAGCCUGUUGUUUAUAUUUUGGAUGCCACACUGGAAAAUACAAUAUCAGGUGUAACUGUGAAAAUCCUGAAUUCCGUUCUGCAGAAAAAUACAAAAACCUUUUUGAUUCUUUGGUCAAACCAGUCUGAAGUUCAGCAGACUUUGAUAUUGUGCCAUGCCACUUGUGCUGGUCUUGAUGUGUUGGAACAAGAAUUCUGGCUGUGUUGUCACCGUGUUUCAAGUGUAUUAAGUCAUAGUAAAUUCCUUGCCGGACAAGGUAUGACUGAGCUAUGGAUUGCAGAAUACCUUGAAGCUAAAUCAGAUGCAUUGAAGCAACAGUACAGUGGAACAUCUAACAUUGAAGAUUUGUAUCAGGCAGAAAUUAUCUCUAAGCUUGCAGACAGUUUCCGAAAUUAUCAAGUCAGAGUUCAGCUGAAUUCUGGUUUGCCAAAUUCAGAGAUUCUAUCAGAAGCUCACUGCAGAGGUUCACCACUUUCCAAGUAUCACAUACUUGAUGACUUCCACAGUAAAAUUCAUGGUUGGAAGAGAGCUAUUCAAUUAGUCUGCAUCUUGCUGCACACAGAUGCACAUAUCAUUCUGUGCUAAUGGUUUAGGAGCCCUACCAGCGCUACAUCAUAUCAUUUGAUUUUUUUUUUGAGGAGAUGGACAGAAACAUUUGACUGUUGAAUUAAAUACACUUCACUAUUUAUUGAGUUCAAAUUCUACUGGGAAAUCCUUCUGGGCUGACACAAAUACAUAUUAUGGAAUGGACUGGUGAUGAUUGCAAAUUUGUGCUGAUGUAAGAAACCAUUAGACUAAGCCACUCUCCCCUGAUAGUGAAUACUUUUAUUCUCUUCACUAUCACACAAAUAUAAACCUGUUCCUUUCAACUUUUUGCUUAAAAUCAUUGCAAUUUCUUUUACUGUAAGUUGCUGCUAUGAUAAAAAUACCCAGUAUUCACAGGAAAGUGGUUGGCGUUAGGAAGGACAUCCAGCCAUAAACAUCUAUGCCAAAACAGUCAGAGCAUGUGAUCCUCUGACUCUGACACUCCAUUGAUUACGACUAUGAGGGUUCCAGUUGAUUCAAUCAAUGAAACAGCCAGCUCUUGAAAUCAAUGUGCAAGUCGUUGAGCAUGUACACUUAACAUAGUUCUCAGGUAUGAUACAAUGUGACAAGACUGACCCUUUGAAAUAUUACUAGCUGAGUGGACUGGAGCAACAUGAAAUAAAGGUGUCUUGCUCAAGGAUACAAAGUGCCACCAGGAAUUGAACUCAUGACCAUAUGAUCAUGUGCUGAAUACCCUAACUACAUGCCUCUGACUCUAGAUGUUCAAUCAUCAAAUCCAUGCCAGCAUGGAGAAUAGACAUUAAAUCACAAUGAUAUAUAUGUAUAUACACACAAAUGUGUA
This is a messenger RNA of Octopus sinensis (East Asian common octopus), 4012 nucleotides long. RefSeq lists its product as uncharacterized. Lineage: Eukaryota; Metazoa; Mollusca; Cephalopoda; Octopoda; Octopodidae. The record is from RefSeq and is a predicted model, not a curated record. Gene Ontology annotation, molecular function: ATP binding. The transcript is spliced from 11 exons. Gene Ontology annotation, biological process: photoreceptor cell maintenance; chaperone-mediated protein complex assembly. The coding region runs from base 919 to 3210 and encodes 763 amino acids.